This is a messenger RNA of Musa acuminata subsp. malaccensis (wild Malaysian banana), 795 nucleotides long. Its product is annotated as glutaredoxin-C7-like. NCBI's taxonomy places the organism in Eukaryota, Viridiplantae, Streptophyta, Magnoliopsida, Zingiberales, Musaceae. The record is from RefSeq and is a predicted model, not a curated record.
UCUCCGUCCCUCUUCCAUCGAACCUCCUUUUCCGUUGGCUCUUCUCGGUGGGUGGUUCUCUUUGCGAUCUCCGGCGAUGGAGAUAGCGGCGAGCUCGACGCAGGGGGGACUGGGGUUGGGAGGGGCGCUGACGAUCGACGGGGGCGAAGCGCCAGAGAGGAGGAUGGAACGGCUUUUGAGGGAGAGCCCGGUGGUGGUGUUCAGCCGGCCAGGGUGCUGCAUGGCCCACGUCAUGCGGCGGCUGCUGGAGGCGGUGGGGGCACACCCCACGGUGAUCGUGCUGGAGGAGGGGGAGACCGCGCCGGGGCCGGCGGCGGCGGAGGCCAUGCCCGCGCUAUUCAUUGGCGGGGCGGCCGUCGGCGGCCUCGAGGGGCUCAUGGCGCUCCACCUCGGCGGCGGCCUCGUGCCGCUUCUCCGAGAGGCCGGCGCGUGACGCGGCCCGUCCAAGGCCAAUAUUGUAAAUUUACGAUAUUUCCCUUCUUUUUCCUUCUAAAUUUGGGGGACUUGUAAGCCUCUUCCGAUGCUCAUCUUAGUUUACCCCGUCACCUCUAACUGCCUUGUGAGAGAAAGCUUGUGUGACUCACUUUUGGGGCCAUAGCUGGGUGAGUUCACAAGGCAGGUAGAUGAUGGGGUAAACGUCGGCGAGUAAGAAAAGGAAUUCAUGAUUGUAAAUACACGAGGGCGUCGUCGGGUGGCUUAAUAUGAAAUGGUGACAAAGGAAGGGUUUAAAGGGAAAAAAAGGGUUUAAAUCGUUUAAAGCGUUUAUUUUCCUAUAAAAUAUACGUAUUUUGGAUA